Cooperia oncophora is the source of this 288-nucleotide messenger RNA. Lineage: Eukaryota; Metazoa; Nematoda; Chromadorea; Rhabditida; Trichostrongylidae. The record is from the annotation of a GenBank genome assembly.
AUGGUUCGCAGCCAAAAAUUGGCGGUAGAUUCGGGCACCGUAGCUGGUUGGAAAACCAACGCUAUACGACGGAAAAAUCUUUGGAAUCAAACUGGUCUCAUCAAGGAAGCUGAAAGCAGGGGCUUUGACAAAGACAGCGAAGUGGAGCUGGUAAGCAACGCUUGCGAACAUAAGCUGGUAAGCAACGCUUGCGAACAUAAGGUGUUCGACGCGUCAGGCAACCAAAUGGAGUUCCUUGCAAUAGUGAACGCGGAAAUAAGCGUAGAGGAGCUGAUAAAGUUCGAGUAG